AUGGAAGGAGGAGCGAGCGGCAGCGCAGGAGCGGCGGCGGCGGAGUGCUCGCACGUCCACUGUGCUAGGGGCGGGCGGACGGGCUCCGCAGUGGUACAACCCCUGGUGGACCAGUUGGUUAGGGCCGACCCCAAGAUCGCCGGUCCCGCGAUCAAGAGGACUCUGAAGACCGUGGGGUUUACCGUCUCCGACCGGCAAUCACAACGCGCGAAGAAGCGCAUCUCGACCGCGUCUAAGGAGGAUGAAGCGGGUGCCAUUUCGCGUCUUCCAUCCCUUCCUUUUCGAAGGGAUCGAGCCCGAUUGCCCGGGUUCGGUCGCCACCGUCGAGGAUAGUUCUGUGGGUUCUGUGACACCUCCUGUACCCUACAGAAUAGUUCUGUGGAUUCUGUAGCAAUCUCGUACAAUACAGAAUUGUUCUGUGAGAUUCUGUAGAAUGCCAGGUGUGACGUCAGGUCCGCGCACAAAGGGGAAGUUAUACACAUGUAUAUUUAUAUAUAUAUAUAUUUUGCCUUCGGACAAUUGCAGAUGUACCUCAGAAAACUUUCACUUAAUGUCUCANUUUUUGCCUUCCGACAAUUGCAGAUGUACCUCAGAAAACUUUCACUUAAUGUCUCAUCCUCUACAUGAAUAUUAAACCAAUACGAAGUACAACAACAACGCAUGUAGGACUUAUUUCUACUGUCACUUACAUCGUAAAAAAUAUCUAUCUCCUUUUAAACUUGAAAUAAAACCAGUGACAAUCCUCAUGGUAUCCUAUAUGCGUUCGUAAGCUUGCUAAAAUACUACUGCGUUGAUGUCCUCUUGUAAAAGCUGAAAUCCAACAAAUGCUUUGAUCCAUGCUACAUCUCUGUGUUGGAAAAGCCCUUUCUUCUCCGUUCAUGAUAACCCUUACCCUAUUCUACGCAAAUCUGUCACAUCUACUCUCAAACAAGACGCCAACUUCAAACGAAAACGUGUUGUACGAUGCGUCUACACUCCAUCCCCAUAUCAUUGGCGUUGACUGGUUCGAGGUCGAUCUUGUUCGCCUGUUCGUCUUGACGCCCGCGCAAUGCGAGCUUGUACGUCUGCACUCGCCGAGAUAUGGCCACCUGUGUAGCCACCGAAACGAUCUGAAGAAGUCGUUCCUUGAAGACUCCUUUCAGAGCCAUCGCUCCUCCGUCCCUNCGCCAACUUCAAACGAAAACGCGUUCUACGAUGCGUCUACACUCCAUCCCCAUAUCAUUGGCGUUGACUGGUUCGAGGUCGAUCUUGUUCGCCUGUUCGUCUUGACGCCCGCGCAAUGCGAGCUUGUACCUCUGCACUCGCCGAGAUAUGGCCACCUGUGUAGCCACCGAAACGAUCUGAAGAAGUCGUUCCUUGAAGACUCCUUUCAGAGCCAUCGUUCCUCCGUCCCUUCCUCCCACGGCAUGUGUCGCAAGUUCAUCGAUGAACUCGUAACCCUCCUACUCUUCAAGGCGGCCAAAGCUUUCCACGGCUAAGGUGGUUUCUUUCCCCCGUGAACGGUGCCCCGCUUUCAACGUCGUGUUUGACGCGAAGGCCGUUGAGUGCUCUCGAUCGUGCGUAUUUUAACGGCUCGUGCAUGUUGACCUGUGCUUCAUCCCUUGGACAG
Ectocarpus sp. CCAP 1310/34 is the source of this 1609-nucleotide messenger RNA. The record is from the annotation of a GenBank genome assembly. Lineage: Eukaryota; Phaeophyceae; Ectocarpales; Ectocarpaceae.